Molecule: messenger RNA, 842 nt
Organism: Teleopsis dalmanni
Lineage: Eukaryota; Metazoa; Arthropoda; Insecta; Diptera; Diopsidae
Exons: 2
Coding region: 62-280 (72 amino acids)
Biological process (GO): angiotensin-activated signaling pathway
Cellular component (GO): plasma membrane
Source: RefSeq, a predicted model, not a curated record
CGUAAUAAACAUUAGUAGCAUCUUUUUCGACUUAGUAUGCAUAAUCUUAUUUUUCCAUUACAUGAAUGGCUGGGCAGUUGCUUUCUCCAUAAUAAAUUUGCUUGUACGCCCGGUGAGCGUUAUUUUACUGUACCGUGAAUUCAAUUCACGCGGAGGCAGCAUGCAAACUGGUUCAGUGUUCCCUACAACACAACAAAGAAGCUAUCAAGAUAUUGACAGACCAGCACAAUCGACACCCACCAAUGCGCAGCCUGGUCCAAACGUUGCUAGUAUCUUCUAGAAGUACUAAGAAGUCAAUGCAACGUUUAAUUUAGUUUUUUUUUUUGUUAAUUUUAAUUAUAUACGUUAUCCUUCCAAUUUACUCGAAAGACAAUGUUUAUUAAAAUAUUAAAAAAAAUUAUACUCUUAUUUUACAGUAUUUGGGCUAUUAAAUUUAUUUUUAGAAGUUCAAUGGAUGAAAUGUCUUUUGUAUUUUGUGUUUUUUUUAUACAACAAUGAACAAAAUAAUUUAAUUUAUAUAUGCCUUAAAAUAACAAUAAGACAAAUGAUGUACUUGCAUUUUGCUAUUAAAUAUAAACAAAAAACAAAAUUUUUGUAAUUGAAUUUAGGAGUAUACAUAUAUGUUUAAAGAAUAUUAUAAAUUAUGUUAAUCUCUUUUUAUAUGUAUAAACUAAUUGUUAAUUAUUUAAAUUACCUUUCGUAUAUUUUUUAGCAUUUCGGUAUAAGAGAUUGAAAUCUAUUCAAAUUGUUAAUCAUAUAUAUGUAAAAGGAAAAAUCAUACCAUCUAUUGUAAUCUGUGCAAUCAAAUAUUUAACCUACUAAAAAUAUAUAUAAACUAAACA